AGUGUUGCCCGGUGUUGCACGGUGUGUAGACAGACAGUGAGCAUAGCAGCUGGCAAUCCAAUUUCGAAAUGCUAUUAGGGCGAAAUGUCAGACGUAUAAAUUAUAUAUUUAGUCGCACCAAAAAAAGAACCACGACUGCAUCAUUUCUGUGUCCAUUUGGGACAAUAGAGAGAGAGAGAAAAAAAAUUGAUUGUAUUUUUUUUAAAAUAAAACUUAGUUAUUUAGUAAGACCAUUAACAAAUUAACUGCAUCCAUUAUCAUUUGUGAUUGUGAUUUUAUCAUUUUUUUUAAACCAAGUUUGAUGUGUGAUUUCGGGCAGAACGAGCGCUUGAAAAAUACGCAUUAAAUAUUAAAGGCAAAGAAUUCCAUUGAAAAAGCGAUUGCAAGAUGGCCGCACAGUGAAAGUUGUAUGGUAUUUUGCAUGGGCGAACAAUAGAGUGCGAACAAUUGCUACGAUUUUCAAACGUUGGACGAUAAACUGCGUGCAUUUUUGUAUUAAAUAAAAAUUGAAAACAUUUAAAUAACACAAUUGGAAAAGAAAAAGUCGUCAAAAUUAUUCCCGAAGCAUUCAAUUUUAUGGAGAAAAAAAAUAAAAGAAUUAUUGAACCAAUGGAAGACGAAGAAGAUUUGGAAUUGUUGCGAUUGGCCGCGUUGAAAUCAUUGAAAAAAGAAAAUGUGCCAGCUGCUAAGCCCGUGAAUAAUGUGGUGGUAGUGAAUCAUAUUAUUCCAGUUGUGAGUAAUAUUCGGCCAACGGUUGAUAAAUUCUAUACACCUUGUGAAUCCGAUCGCAUUCAACCAAAUCUCAUUCAUCACCCUGUGCCACCAUAUGUAAAUUCAGGCUUUGAAAAGAUGGAAAUUAGUGAAUCAUAUCUACCACGAAGACUGAAUCCACAACCACAUCCAUUCAAUGAAUAUGUUCCAUUUGGAGCCGCACCCAUAGCGCCCAUCUUUGAUCCAAUUACAAAUGUGCAGUUGUCGCCACGCAGUGCUGCGUUUGUCAAUGAAAAUAAGCAAAUUAUCAAACGAAGACAGGGAAUAUCACCAUCACAUUCACCAGUUUCGUUUCGAAAAUCACCGGGUCGCUGGUCAAGAUCACCAUCACCGGAUGGUUGGAAAUAUCGACGUUCAAGCAAAUCUCGUUCACCCGCCUAUCCAAAUCAUUCGCCACACUUUCGAAAUCGUUCUGUAUCACGUUCACCUCAACGCCGACGCAAUUCACCACAAUCCGUGCACAGUCGACGCAAUCGAACCCGAUCUCCAAAUGCACGCACCAAUUUCGAUGGUAAUGCUCAUCGCUCGGAACGGCGCACUCCACCACCGAAUCGAAGAGCCAAUUCACCAGCGACCAAUCGACACCCGUCACGAACAUGGCCCGCUCCAUCGACACAACGUGACAAUGGUACACAUUUGAGAAAGUCUGGAUCACCACGUGCAGACGAACGACGACGACGUACACGAUCUCCUUUGAAUGCCACCAAAUCUGAUGUAAGACGACGCACUUUGAGUCGAUCACCAAAUCGUAAAUAUCCUAGAACCAAUACGAAUAGACCACCACGUCGAACGCCACCCGGCAAACGCUUCAAUAACUCGAAUAACAGUACUAAACCAGGCCAUGGCGGAGCACGCAAUCGUAAUCACAAUCGAAGAUCUGGAUCUCCGUCGACGUUGUUGCAACAUCGUCGCUCACAUUCACCCGCAAAUCAUCACAAAUGCAGAUCACCGGCGAGAAAUCACGUGAAAAAUGGACCGAGCUCGAAUAAAUCGAACGAAAAGGAAUCGCAAUUGGAACGCAAUGACCAGCCAAUGGAAGACGUUUCGAAGAAUAAUGAGAUUGACUCGAAUGAAGAAAUGACAAAUGAAAAGACAAAGCAUGAAAUGGAAGAUGAAUUACUUGCAUCGUCUGACAGCGAGAAUUCUGAUGACGACAACAACAAUGAUGGCAUUGACCUUUUCGCAUCGGAAGAGAGUGAAUCGGAGAAUGAAGGACGAUUCAAAUUGAGCUCGAGUAAGAGCGAACGGAAGCUAAAUGUGCCAGUGGUUUCAUUCUCGGAAUUAGGCAAAACGACCACAGCACCAGCUGAUGUACUAUUACGUGAUCUGGAUGAACUACAGGCGGAUGCAAAUCAGGCACAGAGAAGAGGAGGUGCACGUAGAGACAACGAUAGACAUAAUCGCAAUCGAAGAGAUGACCGAAGAUUCCGACGAGAUGAUAGAGAUAAUAAAGAACGAGAAAAUAGAGACAGAGAACGGGGAGAGCGCGGAGAACGGGAUAGAGAUAGAAGAGACCGUGACCGUGGUAGAGUAGAUAGAGAGCGUGAACAUGAAUCUAGCAAACCAAAAUCAAGUGGCUCGUGGAAAAAUUCAAAAAACGAAGACAGUCGAAAGAAAGACGAACCAACCAAUGAUACCAAUGGUAAAGGUGAUCGCAAACUAUUCAAACAAACGUUCACAACAGUUGAUGACAAAGAACCAAAGUCUAGGUCACCAGAUGCAGAAAAAUCGACGGACGUGAGAGGCAAAGGAAACGGCGAAAAACGCAAUGCGGUACAACUAAAACGUUCUUCAAAAUCAACCGAGAAGAUUGCCGAAGCGAAGAGUCUCCAAUCGACGGUGAUAGAAAAACGUGCAUCACCGCCAAGUGACAGUGUAUCAACAGCAGCAUCUGCAGCGGCAGCGGCCGCAUCAAAGAAGCCGAUUCAUCUGCGACUUGGUGCAAUGACCAAGACAUGGAAAACAAGUAAAAAGACGUGGAGAACUGAAAAGGUUUAGAAACAGGCUAUUUCCAAUUGAACUACUACUAUCACACACAUACACAAACACAAUUUAUUACUGCUGCUCAACAAAAUCAACUUGGAAUCACUGCAUUGUGUUCAGCUAUUGCUACUGCACCGUAUUAUUUUCUCCAGUCAUCACCGUUUGCCGAGAGAGUGAGAGUGAUUAGAAAGAGUGUUUCACAAUCCCUCCGAAGCUGAUGGACGCUACACUACAACAACAACAACGAAUAUGUGCACCAUUUGCGAGCCGAUUACCCACCCUUUCUAUUCGACUCCUUUUUCCUUUCAUUUUAUCAAUUGACACUUUUCUAAAGUUGAUCUUUCUUUGUGUAAUUUUGUACAUUUUCUUUCAGUUUUUCUUUUAACUAAAAACAUAAAUGUCUAUUAUUGUAAUUUUAA
Sitodiplosis mosellana (orange wheat blossom midge) is the source of this 3173-nucleotide messenger RNA. RefSeq lists its product as uncharacterized. The record is from RefSeq and is a predicted model, not a curated record. Lineage: Eukaryota; Metazoa; Arthropoda; Insecta; Diptera; Cecidomyiidae. Bases 577 to 2769 code for a protein of 730 amino acids. The transcript is spliced from 5 exons.